Messenger RNA from Salpingoeca rosetta, 2778 nucleotides. RefSeq lists its product as uncharacterized. The transcript has 16 exons. Gene Ontology annotation, molecular function: ubiquitin protein ligase binding. NCBI's taxonomy places the organism in Eukaryota, Choanoflagellata, Craspedida, Salpingoecidae. The record is from RefSeq and is a predicted model, not a curated record. Gene Ontology annotation, cellular component: SCF ubiquitin ligase complex. Gene Ontology annotation, biological process: protein ubiquitination; SCF-dependent proteasomal ubiquitin-dependent protein catabolic process. The coding region runs from base 154 to 2706 and encodes 850 amino acids.
UUUGUGGUGUCGUGAGCCGUCGACAGUUCGAUUCGGUUUUGUCGUCGUUCAGCAACAGCCAGAUCACACAACCAAGCAACCAACCAGGCAAGAAGGCAAGACGGCACCGCCCAUCGCUUGCUUGUUGUCACAUCGCGCAUCAUCGGAGCGACGAUGUUCAGGGGCAAGUAUGAGCCGUAUGCGGAGCCGGCGCUGGCCACAAUCCGCGGCCUGCUGUGUGCGGGCGAAGAAGGCGACAGCAUGAAGCGCGUAGGCGUGGUUGCUGUGGCCAUUGCCAGCCAGAUGAGCCAUCUCCACGAGCACCGGCGCUUGUCACAGGCACUCACCAGCCCACCACCAACGCAGCAGCCCACACCACACAGGCACCAGCAGCCUGCUCAGCGACAGCCCUCCCGUGCACCAGCACGACCCACGCCACGAGCAGCCACAACACCCGCGCGCCCAGCAGAACCAGUGCCCAGCACCAGCACGAUCAGCGGCGGGGCUGGCGAUAUCGAUGACUCGCUCGUCCUGCGGCGCGCGAUUGAUCAAGCCGCAGCCACGUGGCACCUCACCCGUGAUGAGGAGGCCCUGCUGCAAGACGGCAGCGUGUAUGUGGACAAGAGCAAGUGGCAGUUUCUGUUCCAGGACGUGCAUACCCUCUGUGUCGGACCACAUGCACCGAGCCUCUACCUUGAUGUUGCCGCCACCUUUGCAGCCAAAGCCACCGUCAUUCGCACCGAACUGGCGCGGUCGGCUGAAGACGGGUUCUUGCUGCGGUACCGGGAGGCAUUCAGCAAAUACAGAGAUGCCAUCACUUACAUAGACAUGGCGUGCAAGUUCAUCAACGACAACCUACUGCACCAAGAUCGCGCCAAGAAGCAAACCCGUCUCUCAUCGUGGAACAGGGUCCAUGAUCUUGGCAUGAAAAUGUGGCGGGAGCGCGUGUACUCGCCGCUGAAGGACAUUCUCCUCACAGACGCCUUUAAAGAGGUGGCAAACGCGCGUAAGGGCCUGUCGACAAGCGAGCACACGCUGGCGGGCGUCCUCCAAUCCAUGCUGGACAUGUGUUCCGAUCUGGACCAGCCCGCCACCGUGUACACGUGCGACUUUGAGCAGCCGUUCCUGGCGACAACACGCCAGCAGUUUAUGGAGGAGAGCCGUGCGUUCUUGCAGGACCACGGCGCGCGUGACUACCUCAAGUGGGCGAGUGCACAACUCGACAGCGAGCUGCUUCGAAGCCGCGUUGUCCUGCGUCCACUGAGCCAGCCCAAGCUCCUGGACACAUGUGCAGACGCACUCGUCCGCGACCACCUCGACACAUUCACCACACACGCAAAGGCGAUGCUUGAGGAGGAGCAGGAGGAAGACCUUGGCCGGCUGUACGAUCUGCUCACGCGCACGGGCGAUGUGCAGAUGCUCACGUCCGAGUACACGCAGCACGUCACCGCCACAGGCACCGCCCGCAUGGACCAGCUCAAGCAAGCGCGCAACCUGACUGCGCCGACGUAUUUUGAUGCGAUGUGCAGCCUGCACACCAAGUUCAUCACGAUGGCACGAGACGUGUUCCGUGGCGAUCCCCUCUUCCUCGCCGCCCUCGACCGCGCGUGCACACUCGUCGCAAACUUCGACACAGCGAAGGCGCCGGAGUAUCUUGCCAAAGUGUGCGAUCAGACGCUGAAGCGUUCGUCAAAGUCGGCCAUCACAGAGGAGGAUAUGGACACGCGCCUCAAGCAGAUUAUCACCAUCUUCAGCUUCUUGCAAGACAAGGACGUGUUUCAGAAGUUUUACUCGCGGCACCUCGCGCGUCGCCUCAUCCAGCAGACAUCCGUCUCAGAGGAGGCUGAGCAAGACAUGAUUGGGCAGUUGAAGGCCAUGUGCGGGUUUGAGUUUACGAGCAAGCUGCAGCGCAUGUUCACGGAUGUGACCAUUUCCGGGCAUUUGGAGACGGAAUUCAAGUCUGCCGCCGCAUCCAGCGACGAGCCGCUGCCCACCAACAUGCACGUCCUCGUCCUACAAACAGGGGCUUGGCCUCUGAGUAGCUCGUCGGAUGUUGUGCUGCGUCUCCCGCCCGCCCUCGCAUCGUGUGCACAGCGCUUUGAGCAGUUUUACCAGGCGAAGCACACGGGCCGCAAGCUGACGUGGCUGUACAGCUACUCCACGGCGGAGAUGAAGGCCCGCCUGGCCAAGGUCUACGACUUUACCACCACAGCGUAUCAGAUGGCGGUGCUGCUGCACUUCAACCACGCGACAGAGGCGACGGUCGGCACGUUACAGGAACAGACGCAGCUAGCUGACACCACCCUCGCUCGCACGCUGUCGUCUCUCGUGGCGGCACACGUACUCAAGCCGCAGCAGGAAGGGCAGUCCCUUGCACAACCAGACGCCGCGGAUGUGUUCAAGCUGAACACGCGCUACAACAACAAGCGCACGCGUGUGCGCAUCUCGGCUGCAUUCCAGAAGGAAACGGCUGCUGUUGAUCGUCAGCACACACGCAAGGCCGUCGACGCAGACAGACACCUCUUCCUCAAGGCGACUGGCGUGCGCGUGAUGAAGAUGAGGAAGACGCUCCACUACAACGACCUUGUCCAGGAAAUUAUUGAGAUGAGCAAGAGCCGCUUCAAGCCGCCGAUUCCAGCCAUCAAGAAAUGCAUCGAGGAGAUGAUUGAUGAGCAGUACAUUCGCCGGGAGGACGGCAACCGCGCAAUGCUCUCAUACAUCGCUUGACGCCCCCGCUGUGUGUGUGUGUGUGUGUCGCCCUGUGCGCAACAACUUGCAGUAAACCAGUCUCCUCAAAGC